Trypanosoma conorhini is the source of this 1074-nucleotide messenger RNA. RefSeq lists its product as uncharacterized. The transcript has a single exon. The record is from RefSeq and is a predicted model, not a curated record. Lineage: Eukaryota; Euglenozoa; Kinetoplastea; Trypanosomatida; Trypanosomatidae. Bases 1 to 1074 code for a protein of 357 amino acids.
AUGGCAUCGAAGGCAGCAUACUUCCAGGCUGAUGUUUUGGAGUGGCUUUUCACAAAUAAAGCCCUUUUAACUCGGCUUCGAAGGGAAAGAUAUGCGUUGGAGAAAGGUUUCCUGGGGUAUUUUUACGACUGCAGAGAUAUGAUGCGGGAAAUCAGAGGAACGGAAACGAAGGAUGCCGACAAAAAAUUGGAAACUGCUCAGGAAUCAACUGGAUCUCGUUCUAUGAAUCAGUUUUACGAGUCAGAAGAACUGGCUAAACGCAUGAAAUGGAAGCGCGUAACCUGGGAUGAUGAUGCUGACUAUACCGGUUUUUCACGUCGGCUUUUGGAAAAUGACGGCUUGUUGAAAAAUGUGCCGGCAUUUUCAUACCUGUCUAUUCACGUUACAAGUGAUCCUGCUUCUACACCGUUUGUGAACUUUCCAGUUGGUGAAAAAACUGUUGAAUUGGGGACCCUGACUAACUGGGUUCUUCAAGAACGAGAUCCCAUAUCUGUUGAUAAAUACUUACCUACUAAGAAAAAUAAACUGCGUGGGGCAUUUACUGUGGAUUGGACUGCUGGUGAAGUCAAGGUAAUUGACACAGCAUCUGUUCAAGAAAUUUUAACAUUUCUGCAUACAGUUGCACCACGUCUUCAGGCUGUUCAGAUUCACAUGGAAGAACAGCAGACAGCCUUAGUAGAUAAUGUUCAAAAUGCAAAGAUUCGUGUUGGAGCCGAGGUUAAGUUUAAUGACCAUGAUACUGCCUUUUGGGAUGACCCGAAGCGCAAGGGCAAUCCUGAUUACGUUACCCCUGACGACGUAGAAAAAUUUCUUAAGGGUCUGUUGGAUUCGGCUUUUCUCUAUCGUUGGUUUCUGAGGGGUCAAGGCCUGCGAGUUGUUCCGCCUGGUAAGCCCUACUUUAUUGAUCUCGAAAAGAGAGAAAUCCAAAUCCCCGCAAAUUUUGCAGAAUUUAAUUGGCGUGCCGCACAUAAGCGGUUUGAAAAAGUUGAACGCAUUUUUUCCACAAUGAGGACACUUUGGUGGUUAUGGUUUUCUCUAGCAAUGGUGAUAAUAGGAGACGUAGAAAUUUUUUGA